GGACGAUCCCACCUGUGUCAAAACAACCUACAAGGAUCCGACUAGGAUAAAGGAGCAUUCUGCAUUGUGCAUGUGUUUAUGUCACCUGCACAUGAUGUUGUGGAUUUAACAACAUGGAAAUGUGUUGUUGGCUAAUAAAGACGCACAGCCAUGGAUUCAGCGUUUGAGAAGCACUGCUCGGAGCUGGUUCCCUUAGAGAGGAGCGGACACACAGCGGUGGUGGAGGAAAACCUGCUGUACGUGUGGGGAGGCUUCAGGGCAGUUGAUGGUCAAGACAUCUAUCUACCCAGUGAUGAAAUCUGGGUGUGUGACUUUGAGCGAGGUUUAUGGGACGUGUUUCAGAUGGCAGGCGAAAAACCUCCCUCAAUGUCCGGGACCUGCGGCUGCUCGCUGAAUGGACACAUGUACAUAUUUGGAGGUUACAAUAAAAUUGGACAAAGCAAUCAGAUCUAUUGUGUCAACCUGACAGACGGUAAAUACACGUGGAUGAGUAUUAAACAUAAGAUCGGUUCUGCUCCCUCACAUCGGGACAAACUGUCCUGCUGGGUUCAUAAAGGAAGGAUCAUCUACUUUGGAGGAUAUGGUGAAAAACCACUAGAGGAUAUCGACAGCAGGAACAAAAACUUCAUUAUAGAUGAAGCAUCAUGGUUAGAGGACGUUGUCUGGGGAUGGAACAACGAGGUUCAUGUAUUUGACCCUGUGCACGCCAGUUGGAGUGAACCACAAACACAUGGCUGUACUCCCACUCCGCGUGCCACCCAAGCCAGCGCCACACUUGGUUGUAGAGGAUACAUUUGUGGAGGCAGAGUUAUGGGAACCAGGAUGAGUGACAUUCACUGCCUGGACCUUGAAUCAUGGACGUGGUCAGAAAUAAUCCCAGUGUCCACCACUCCAGUGGGCAGAUCAUGGCAUACACUCACAGCAGUGUCAGACAGCUCCUUGUUCCUGUUUGGAGGUCUCAAUGUAGACUGCAAACCAAUGAAUGAUGGGUGGUUGUUUGAUGUUCAAACAAAGAAAUGGAAAGAGCAUACCUUUAAGACUAAGCCAAGGUUGUGGCACACAGCAUGUCAAGGCAAAGACUCCGAUGUGAUUGUGUUUGGUGGAAGUUGUGACUACAUUCCUAAUAUCCUCACAGGUCAUUUUAAUGAUGCACCCAUUUUCCAGAUGCAGCCAUAUUCUCUAUACAGGAUUUGUGAGAAUUAUAUUGCAAAGAAUGUGAAGAACUGCGAAGUGCUCAGACAUCAGCUUCUGCUCCUGCCUCCCAAAUUUGUGACAGCAGUACAGAGGAGGAUGUCUUUCUACAGGCGAAACAGCAUUAGUUAAACACAGUCCUUUAAUAGGCUACCAAGCACAAGACCUCAUCAUUGUUGUGAAAUGGCAUUUUUGUUUUUUUAAUAUACUGUGAAAAAUGUUUUAUGGUUUUAUAUGUACUUGUUUUUUUUACAUUUGCAUAUUACACACUUUAUACAUAUUUUAUUUUGAGUCUUCUGACCCAUGAAACUUAAAUCGGCUGCAGUUACUGUGUUGACUGUGAUGAUUAAAU
Morone saxatilis (striped sea-bass) is the source of this 1543-nucleotide messenger RNA. RefSeq names its product kelch domain-containing protein 1-like. The coding region runs from base 151 to 1323 and encodes 390 amino acids. The transcript is spliced from 14 exons. NCBI's taxonomy places the organism in Eukaryota, Metazoa, Chordata, Actinopteri, Moronidae. Gene Ontology annotation, molecular function: protein binding. The record is from RefSeq and is a predicted model, not a curated record.